Molecule: messenger RNA, 2213 nt
Organism: Esox lucius (northern pike)
Lineage: Eukaryota; Metazoa; Chordata; Actinopteri; Esociformes; Esocidae
Exons: 3
Coding region: 77-1144 (355 amino acids)
Source: RefSeq, a predicted model, not a curated record
AGAGACGCAAAAAUAUGAGAAUGUCACAUCCUAUCUCCCUUGGCGGCUGUUGAAGAUAUGUUUUCCAGCCGAACAGAUGGUGAGACAAACCAAGACCUACAAACAGCAUUUAGAGAGAAAGAACCUGGCUGGGAUGUCAGAAAAGAUGUCUGGCAGCAAUGAGUUCAGUAAUGGUCAGAGCUCUGUUCAGAAGGCUGUGAGGAGUCCAAACCCGACUCAACUGUCCCAGAAUGCUGUUCAGCAUGGAGAGGACAGUGCAAAUGCUGGUCAGGUCACAUCCUAUCUCCCAUGGCGGCUGCUGAAGAUACGUUUUCCAGCCGAACAGAUGGUGAGACAAACCAAGACCUAUAAACAGCAUUUAGAGAGAAAGAGGCUAGCUGGGAUGUCAGUGAAUACGUCUGGCAGCAAUGAGUUCAGUAAUGGUCAGAGCUCAGUUCAGAAGGCUGUGAGGAGUCCAAACCUGACUCAACUGUCCCAGAGUGCUGUUCUUCAUGUAGAGGACAGUGCAAAAGGUGGUCAGGUGUCCUAUCUUCCCUGGCUGCAGCUGAAGGACCGUUUUCUUGCAGAGAAGGUGAAUCAGCCCAAGACAUCCAAAGCGGUUUCCAGGAUCUGGGCUUCCAAUGACCCCAGGUUAAUCCCACAGAAGCAGCAGGGUAAAAGAAAGAGUCCCACAGGGGAGCUGGAUGAGGCAUCUGGGGUCAGUAAAUGCAAAAGAGCCAAGGAAAAGAACAUCUCUGAUGUGACCCUGCUGAAGACUGAUCCAUCCACUGGAAAUACGACAAAUACAAACAAUAGAGCUGGAGCAUCUCGUCCUCUGGAGGCUAUGAAGAACAGAAUUAGCGUUUGGGGCCACUCUCGGCAAUGUCAACCUCAGACAACUUCACCAGCCAGACGCCUCAGUGCCCCUUUGGCUAAGUACCUAGCCUCCACCAUCACACCAAGGGCCAUUGACAUCCAGCGAAUGGGGUUAACAUCUGACCUUAUGAAGUUCCUAAACAUGCCGGAUGAGAAGCUGUCAUUGCAGCUCUGGGACUUAGGGGAGGAUGCAGGAGACCAGCGCUACAAAGCCCACUGGCAGUUCUCCACCCAGCAAGGCCAUAUACUGAUGGACAGCAAAUGGCUCCAGAACAAUGAGAACUGGUGAUGAGACUCAAGUCUCCCAAAUGCUUCCUCAGGAGACUCUAAUCCAGAACAGAGGAAACACUGCUGAUAUUUCCUGACAUUCAUGUAAUAAUCCUCAUCACUCAUAUUUGGGGUGAAGUCUAUUUCAUUUCUAGCAAUUCAGGAUGUUAACUGAAAUUUAAAUUUACUGACAAAAUAAUCUCAAUGGAGGCCUUGGGGAUCAUCAGUUUUAAAUAAAGUUCAGUUGAAUUGACUGAAUUGGAAAGGAACUGAUCCCACAUAUGGAACAAGUACAUACAGACAAACACACACACACACACACACACACAAUGAGGACCCCAUUGAAUUGCAUCAUUCAAAAUACACUUAUUCAUCACUAUUUACUGUCUAUCUUUUGUUUUUAUUUAACAUUUAAUAUUCUGCUUCAACUACAAAAAUCUGAGAAUUCUAAAUGCUUUAGAUGUUUUAAUGCUUUAGAUAGCCAUGUAUCCUGGCUAAACUUACAGUCUGGCCCUCAUAGCAUUAUGGGCACCUUUUCAUGUCUAGUCGAAUUAAUGAAUUAAUCAUUAAUACAACCUGACUAUGCUGUAUCAAUAACUAAUUAUUGUAAGUAUCAGUGCAUCAAAGAAACAUUAACCUGUUGAAUGCUAUGUAACUAUUUAAAUAUUUGCCUUUACAGACACACUUAAGUCACUAUUCAUCAUGUGUGAGGUUCAUAAACAAAGUAUAAUGCUGCAUACCUGAAGAAAGAUUCAUAACUCACAAACUAAAUGCCUUGAACUAAAAGUUCAAGUAGUAGGAAUUGUGGUUGAAAUUACUGUGACUAGCUGCUGCAUAGGCUAGCUACUUGAAUGAACUAGCUAGCCACACCAUUGUAUAGGCAGAGUGAUGUCGGUGGGAGUACUGUUCUGAGUACUGUAACACUCUGAUCACGUGGUCGUGCAUGCAUUUGUUGGAUACUUGUGUGCUGCUCAGCUUGUGACUAAAUGACUAAACAGUCAUUGAGUUGUCUAAAUAAUUUCAUAAUAAAACUUGCAAAGUUUGUCCAUUAACUUAUUGAUUAGGUCAUGUUGAUGUUUUAUCUGCUUAGG